Molecule: messenger RNA, 1854 nt
Organism: Zasmidium cellare ATCC 36951
Lineage: Eukaryota; Fungi; Ascomycota; Dothideomycetes; Mycosphaerellales; Mycosphaerellaceae
Exons: 5
Coding region: 1-1854 (617 amino acids)
Cellular component (GO): mitochondrion
Molecular function (GO): heme binding; oxidoreductase activity; molybdenum ion binding
Source: RefSeq, a predicted model, not a curated record
AUGCCUCCCAUCCGGCUCAAACCCUUCAUCGGCACGCCGAAACCCCUUCCCGAAGGCCAGACAUUCGGCUACGCUCCGAUUGGGCAGUUUCGGGCCCAUUCCUCGUCGUGGGCGAAUCAGGGCGCGCAGAUUGCGCCCGGCGUGAGACAGCCUGGUGUCAAGAGAUGUGCGAGGAUACCAUACCAGCCUCGUCGAGGCGUCGGCACCAAGAGCUCAUGGGAGCAGUGGCACCGCCAGCAUGGCCAGCCUAAGAGAAGCAAUGCUGCGGGUGCCUUGGCCGUCAUAUUCGGUGCUUCUGCUAUUGCUGUGCUGGCAGCUCCUGUGACCUCCUGGGUGAGAGAGCAUGUUGAUAUGAAAGAUGUCGAUGACAACAUCCAUAUCGAUGAGCCGGAAGACGACCAACACACCGCACAAACGUAUCGGCUCGCAGAAGUUGCAAAACAUGAUCAAACUGCAGAUCGGCAGUGGAUCGUUCGAGGUACUGCUGUUUACGACAUCACCGACUUUAUCGCCUGUCACCCAGGAGGCAAGGUCAUCCUCCGAGCGUGCGGCGGCAGUAUCGAUCCAUACUGGAAGUUGUUCAGCAUUCAUAACAAGCCAGAAGUUCAGCAGGUUCUCGAUGAUUUUCAUAUUGGCCGAAUCGACGCUCGGGAUCUUGAUGACAAUGGUAACAUCGACUGGAGUGUACUUGGCGGCGAUUGCAAUGCAGUGGAGGAUCCAUUCAAGGACGACCCAGAACGAGAUGCCAGCCUGAUCGUCCAAACCGCAAAGCCGUGCAAUGCUGAAACACCCAGCAAGCUGCUCGUAGAUUUCUUGACGCCCUUGCGGCUGUUUUUCGUUCGGAAUCACCUUUGGGUACCUCAGCUCGACCCAAAGGAGCAUCAUCUUGAGAUAGAGCUGUCGGAUGGCGAGGAGAUGUUCUACUCGUUGGAGGAUUUGAAGACCAAGUUUCAGCAACACACUGUGACCGUGACUCUGCAGUGUGCCGGGAAUCGUAGAGGCGAGAUGAACAAAGCUGCAAACGGCAAAACUUCCGGCCUGGCUUGGAGCGUGGGCGCAAUCGGCACUGCUGAUUUCACUGGCGUGCGUCUUCGAGAUGUUCUGAUGGCAUCUGGUUACGAUGUUGAUAAAGCCUGCACCGCCUGUCCAAACGACCCCGAGAAUGACCGGCACAUCCACUUCUGCGCACCGAGCGAUACGUACGAGCAGUCGAUUCCCCUGCAAACGGCACUGAAUCCCACCUCGGAUGUCCUACUGGCUUGGGAGAUGAACGGAGAGCCGAUGCCAAGAGACCACGGAGGGCCUCUCAGAGCCAUCGUGCCGGGGAGUGUGGCCACUCGCAGUGUUAAAUGGGUCGAACGAGUGCGCAUCAGCUGUGAUGAGUCGCAGAGCAACUGGCACAAUCGAGAUUACAAGUGUUUUGGACCGAAUGUGCGAGCGGCGGAUUUAUGCCAGAAAGAUUGGGACGAAGCCCAGAGUAUCCAAGAAUUGCCAGUCCAGAGCGCCAUCACAAACAUCAUCCGCUCGACAAAGCAGUCACCGGUCUCAGUCCAAGGUUUCGCGUACAGCGGCGGGGGUCGAAGGAUAGUUCGAGUGGAUGUGUCGUGCGAUGGGGGGAAGACAUGGAGACAGGCAUGUCUACGAAAAGAUGACGCAAAAGGGACCAGAAGGUGGGCGUGGACUCUUUGGAAUAUUGACUGGCCGAAGGAUCAAGUGCCAGAAGAUGCCGAGUUUGUGGUGAAAGCUGUGGAUGAAGCGCAUAAUUGCCAGCCACAGACCAUGGAUGGGAUUUGGAACUUUCGAGGCCUGCUCGGCAAUGCCUGGCAUCGUGUGUCGAUGGCCUCGCAGUCCUGA